CAACGGCGAUUUUUUAAAAAUUAGACCGUUGCAGAGACGUUGGAGAGUAGUUAAUGACUUGUUUGACCAUCCCAACGGAUCUCUACACCUCCUCCACUAUAUAUUGGUGAUAUCUACUUCAUUUUUAUUCAUUCCAAUCAUCUUCUCUCAAUAUAUUCAUCAUAAUUCAUCAUUCUUGCUAUUAUUCUUCAUUUUUUUCAAAAUUUCUGCAAUCUCUCUCUCCUCUCUUGUUGCAAUGGCAGGCGGUCAGAGAAAGCGUUCCCGCACCGGCAAGAACGUGGCUUCUUCCUCGGUUCCUUCACCACCGGUGCACAAGUACCUCGACGGGUCGUUCCUUUGGUUCAACGACCACGCAGAGGCGACGCGGUUCUCGGAGAAAUUUGAGCACCGAGAGAUUCUCCCUCCCCGUUUCUCCACAGCCCGCUUCAUUCAUGACUCCAUUCCACGUGAGGCACGGAUUAUCCUCGAACGUGGAAACUUCCUCGAUCUCCUCUACAUCAAGAAGAUCAACUAUCAACCCUUUCUUGUUCGAGCUUUCUACUCGAACUUGAAAAAGGAUGAGGACGGAGUAUUGAUCUCUAACGUCAACGGGGUGAACAUCUAUUUGAAUGAGGAGAACAUUCAAAUCCUCACCGGGCUUCAUCGGGAUGGACAGGAUCUCGGGCUCUACGUUGGAGAAGAAGGAGCACGGUUCAACGAGACCGCUCUCUUAGAGGAAGUGGGUUUAGGUGAAGGGCAAUCCACCACGAGGCCUCCAUUGUUUGACAGAACAAACUACACCUAUUGGAAGGAACGGAUGAGGAUUUACAUCCAAUCCACCAACUUUCUCCGUUGGAGAAUUAUCAAAAAUGGUGAGAACGUGUCAAUGAAGAAGGUCGAGGAAACCAACGUCCCUAAGACCGAGGAUGAAUAUGAUGCGCAAGACAUCAAGAAGGUGGAAAACAAUGCCAAGGCCAUCAACAUCAUCUAUUGUGCCGUUAACCCGGAUGACUACCGGAAGAUUUCUUGUUGCACCACCGCAAAGGAAAUUCUCACACCGGAGUGGCGCUCCAAAGCCGAUGCCAUUCAAGAGUCCAUCGGCAUCACCAACGUCACCAUUGACGGACUUAGAGAAUCAAGCGAUGAGGACAACGAGUUCGGGCUCGUCAUCAAAAAAUUCCACAAGUUCAUGCGAAAAGAGUAUGAACGAAAGGGCAAAAAGCAUGGAGGACCACCCAAGUGCUAUGGGUGUGGAGAAGUUGGGCACAUCAAGCCAAAAUGCCCAAACGCCAAAAACGAGAAGGAGAAGAAACCGUUCAAGAAGCACCGAGCUUACAUUUCAUGGGGAGGUGAUUCCGGCGAUGAGUCAUCGGAAGGCGAAGAAAAUGAAAGCGCCAACCUCUGCCUCAUGGCACACGAAGAACCAUCAGGAGAG
Cuscuta campestris is the source of this 1414-nucleotide messenger RNA. The record is from the annotation of a GenBank genome assembly. NCBI's taxonomy places the organism in Eukaryota, Viridiplantae, Streptophyta, Magnoliopsida, Solanales, Convolvulaceae.